CGCGAGGGUAGAAUUAUUAGCGAAAUAAGGGUUGUUUAGAGUUUUUAAAAAGAGUAUGUUUACUCUUUGCAGUUCUCGGAGUGUUUAUUUUCUUUGUAAAUUGCUCUUUGUUGACGGGAUCGAUGGUCGAAGAUGCAUGUGUUUUUGCUCGGGAUUGGCUGAGUGGGUGUCCGUGUCGUUGUGAAUAAUGUCAUUGCUGACUAACCGGAGGACCUCCUGCUUACCCUUGUGACCGUCAGCAUUCUGAGCAGGUUGUCAGGAUGAGGGGACACAUGUGGAUUUUCAUCACCACAGUGUUAUUGGACACAGUGGUGGUGAGGGCAAACAUCCACGAUGUCCUGGUGAACGAGGUUGCCUGUCGGGGAGGUCCAGCCCACUUCAACAGAACCACAGGCACCAUCACAUCACCCUUGCCUCCCCGAGCUCCACCUGCUCGUGUCAACUGCUCUUGGAUUCUUCAUAACCCUUAUCAAGAUUAUAUUAUAUUAAGUUUUAGCAUGUUUGACUUGGACCAAGACAACCAAUGUGGUAAAAAGUCACAAGACUGCUGUCCUCACCAAUGGAUAAUGCUGAAGACAGAGAAGCAUGGUAUAAAGAAGAGGAGAGACAUUUUCAGCAAAGUCAUAAAUGGCAGGAGGAAGAACAGAGAGUCGGUGGAGGACAGUUUCAAGAGAAGUAUACAGAGUCACAAAUUACUUAAGGGCCACAUCUUUAAAGACAUGGAUAGGAUGAGCAGAAGGCGGCUUAUCAACCGACAGCUGAGUCUCAGAAAUAAGAAACGAGUGAAUGACACAGCUGCGAGUAACCAGACCUCGCCUCAUCGCCUUAACCAAUCACGCACUUCAUUCAAAACUUCUGAGAUACUCACAACAGGUCACGUGUGUGGGAACUCAACUCCAUGGCCUAUUAUAACCAGAUCCCCAAAGGUAGUUGUAAAGUUCUCCUCGGAUUUGAAAGUGCGACGGGGCCACCUGGGAUUCAAACUUCAGUUUUUCAUAAGUAAUAACACGGUCUGCCAAAAAGACGAGUUCCAGUGCUUAGACCCGAAAAUCUGCAUACCCAAUGCUUGGAAGUGUAACGGUCAGGCUGAGUGCCCAGAUUCGUCAGAUGAGGACGAUUGCAAAGUUGGUUGUCCUGGGUUGCGGGACGAUCAACACUGUGACGGGCGAUGGCACUGUGCCAAUGGGGAAGACGAGCUUGGUUGCUUUGGAUGCGAUGCAGACGAGUGGUGGUGUGGGGAGGGGACAGACUGCUACAAGGCGUCGAGGCGGUGUAACGGCAUAGCUGAUUGUCGCAACAAAGCCGAUGAAAUAUAUUGCAGCUGCCUCUUCAAUCAGACACAAUGUUCACCAAAUUCUGAAUUUUGUUAUGACCCGAAAACUCAGCGUUGUGAUGGAGUCUUGCACUGCCCAGGGGGAGAGGAUGAAAUAGGCUGUGGACAGUGUAUGCAAAACAUAAGCUGUGGUGGAGAGGGAGGCUGUUACACUCCCGCACAGAGGUGUGAUGGUGCGUCACAGUGUGGGGAUAGCUCAGACGAAGCUUCUUGCACGCCGCAGCUGUGCCAUCCACAGCAUGGUGCCUUUUUGUGCACAAACCGGCACUGCAUUCGUGAGGCCUGGAGGUGUGACCAGUUCGAUGACUGUGGGGAUGCCAGUGAUGAAGAAGAUUGCCACAGAAAUUCGGUGAUUGUGGCUGCUGCAAUGGGAGGCUUGGUAUGUUCUCUGCUCUUAGUAAUUGCUGUGGGCUGCACGUGUAGGCUGUAUGCUCUGCGCGUAGGCCUGGGUCGCCAACACAGUUACCAGGGUGGUCGGCGCUCCACACAGCUUGCCCCUCUGUCUCGCCUUGAGCAGCAUCUGCUUCAGAGGGAGCCACCGCCAUCCUACUCUGUGGCCAUCAAUGAUCCAUCUACAUCGUUGUGGACACUGAGCAGACAGUGGAGGAGGCACCGGCGCUGUGCCCCCGCCCCCCCGGAUGGCCUGGUGCCUGGCAUGCCUGUGGCAGUGAGAGGCAGACUGGCACCCAAUCCCCCCUGCCAUCGAGAUGCAGGCCCAGGCCAAUUGCCAGCCCCAAGCCAACUCUCAGGAACAGUCGGGCGGAGAAACAGCAGGAGUAGUGAUGAAAAGGAGAGUGAAGAAGAGGGCAAAGUUAACACAGGCCUCUCCGUGCCCGUCGAAAGACAGGUAACAUUGAGUGAUAGAAACGAAGAAGACGUGCCACUCCUUUCAGCUAUAGGGGACACAGAUGAUGAAGAUAUAACAGAACGGGAGGAUGUAAGAUUGUUAGAUGUAUCAGCAGAAUCCGAAGAAUCAGAUGGUGAAGCCAUGGAAAGUGAAGAAAGCGAUAACUGUUCAACUGACACCUCAGUUGUAGAAGCAGAGGUGAUGUCUGAAGAAGAGAGUGAGUCCGAAGCAGAGACUGGACCUGCAGAAUCGGCACAGCAAGAGGAUGCAGGUGCAGACAAAAAUUCCAAGGAGGAGGAGGAGGAGGAGGAUGACAAACUUCUUGAGAUGGAGAAUGAUACUCAGCCAUUGUCAGGUAGUGACAAUGAAGAUGAGGAUGAUGGGGAUGUCAUGAUGGACACGAGGGCAGCUGUGUUGGCACUAAGCUUGGUCCAGCAGCAUACCAACGGAAUCAGUCAAGUUGACACAGAGCUCAUCUCGCAGUGAUAGGUUGUGUGGUAAAUAGAGGUUUGAUAUUGUUAGUGUUUCUUAUCAUGACUAGCAUUCACAAAGGAAAUGGAAGAUUGAGAUAGAUUUUUUUUUUAUUACACUAUUUUUUUCCACUUGCAGUUGUAGUGGAGGAGAAGAAAAGCCUUGAUUAAUACCAUGUUUGGUGUAACUUCAUCUUGGAGAUGAAAGCACUUUUAUCAGAUUCAGAUUGAAAAACAGACCAAACCAAAACAACUGUAACAGAAUCAAAGACCUUUACAGGUAAAUGGUAAUGGAAUACAGUCAGAUAUAUCAUUGUCACAAAUAUGCAAACUACCAUGUAUUAUGCAGAUUGUGUUUCUCAGUGGAGUAUAAUUCUUCAUUUUCUUACUCCCAGUGUGGUACAACAGUUCCCCAGUUUGAUGCAUCAGUGCAUUCAAGUCUUGGUAUUGUCCUAACCGCUUUAGAUCCUUAGUCUUUGUAAAGAUCUGAAUCAAGGUAUUUGAUAGUAUUUUGUGUAUUUGCCUUGUAAUUUGGUAUUCACGUAGGUGGUUUUAGGUUUUUUGGCAUUGGCUGGUCCUAUGUGAUGAAGCACUGAUCUGGACUUUUUGUGUAAGUAAUCGUAAGACAAAUGUUGUCCUUCUGUUCUCAAGUAAACAGGAUUAUCUGUGAUCGGUACGAAACAAAAGGGGGGAAAAAAGGGGACACUGCAUAUUGUGACAGAUCUUGAUGAGGUACGUCUAGAAACACAUAACUGCCGUUAAUAACUUUCCCUUGUGAAUUUUUUGCCUAAUAGAUGGCAUUGUUAAGGCUAGACAUUUUUGACUGUAGGUUUUUGGGCAUGCGUGUUGCAUUUUUUGGAAGUGGAAGGAGUUAAGUACGUCAUGAAAAGUACUUCGGUUUGGGUUGUGAGAAAUAUUAAGGGAAAUAAGACUGCCCCUUUUAUUUAUUAUUUUCACCCCCCCCCCCCUUUACCCCUUUCUUGUACUUGUAUUUAUUUGUUAAGCAGUUGUUGUAAGGUAUAGUUUUGAGUGUGAUCACAAUGUAAUAGUAUUUUACACAAAUCUAUUGUUAAUGUAUUUACAGGAGUUACUUGUGAUUUUGUUUUAUUGGAGUUUCAUAUUUUAUUGUUAUUUUCAUAUUGUUAUUAAUUAUAGUUUUCUCAAGAAUCUUGAAUUUCUCAAUUUGAUAUAAUUAGAAAUUGUACAUAUUAUCCAUUGUAUCUACAAGCUUUAUUUUAUGUAGCAUGUAUUAUUGUA
Messenger RNA from Penaeus chinensis, 3907 nucleotides. RefSeq lists its product as uncharacterized. The transcript has 15 exons. NCBI's taxonomy places the organism in Eukaryota, Metazoa, Arthropoda, Malacostraca, Decapoda, Penaeidae. The record is from RefSeq and is a predicted model, not a curated record. Bases 261 to 2666 code for a protein of 801 amino acids. Gene Ontology annotation, molecular function: protein binding.